AUGCCAUAUGCCAAUCAAUCCAUUGUCACAGUGAUAUCGUUCAACGACGAGGUCUUCAAAUUCGCCCUUGAGGACACCGACUUGAGCGUUGCAAACGCAAUCAGACGUGUGUGUAUUGCCGAGGUGCCGACGCUGGCCAUCGACUGGGUCCAGUUGGAGGAGAACAACACAAUGCUGAACGACGAAUUCAUAGCACAGCGUGUCGGCCUGAUUCCACUCACGUCUGACAAUGUUGUCGACAAAAUGUCGUACUUUCGUGAGUGCACCUGCCGGGAUUUCUGCAAAGAGUGCUCUGUAGAAUUGACCCUUGAUGUCAGCUGCACUGAUGACACUCCUCGUCACGUGACCGGUGCUGACUUACAGACCAGUAAUCACGAGGUACGACCUGUGCCUAAUCGGGACGAAAACGACGACUCAUCACUCUACGCCGGCCAACAAGAGUCAAUUCUGAUCGUGAAAAUGCGCAAGGGUCAGCGCUUGAAGCUCCGGGCCUUUGCAAAGAAGGGAUUCGGCAAGGAACACGCCAAGUGGAGCCCCACAGCUGGUGUUGGCUUCGAAUACGACCCAGACAAUGCUCUGCGCCAUACGUUUAUUCAGAAGCCCGAGGACUGGCCACGUUCGGAGUAUUCUGAGUUGAAGGACGAUCAAUUCCAGGCUCCGUACGAUCCGUUUGGAAAGCCCUCCAAGUUCUACUUCACCGUCGAGUCCUGCGGUUCAUUGAAGGCAAAGAACAUCAUAUUCUCGGCGCUGCGGGUUUUGAAGGAAAAGCUGACAACACUACACGAGAACUUGCCUCCUGAGUAA
Messenger RNA from Mesocestoides corti, 804 nucleotides. Lineage: Eukaryota; Metazoa; Platyhelminthes; Cestoda; Cyclophyllidea; Mesocestoididae. The record is from the annotation of a GenBank genome assembly.